GGAGGCGGGGCCUGUCCGGGGCGUCUCGGGAAGUUGCUGAAGUUGGGCAGAGAGUGAGGGACGGAGGGCCGGGCCUUGCUCCGCUUUUCCGCGAAGGGGAGAGCUACAGGAUGGAAGCAGCAUGGCCACGCAUUUCUCCUUGACGCAGCUAUCAAGUGCAAAUCCUGUAUAUGAGAAGUACUAUCGUCAGGUUGAUCCUAGUAAUUCUGGAAGGGUUUUGGCCUCUGAUGCAGCAGUCUUUCUGAAGAAAUCAGGACUGACGGAUUUGAUACUUGGGAAGGUUUGGGACCUUGCUGACACAGAUGGAAAAGGUGUCUUAAACAAACAGGAAUUUUUUGUAGCAUUACGGCUUGUGGCCUGUGCGCAAAAUGGAUUGGAUGUUUCGUUGAGCAGCCUUAAUUUGCCUGUUCCUCCACCUAGAUUUAAUGAGUCCAGUAGUCCUUUACUGUCUGGGGGAGUUCCAGCUGAUAUCCCAUGGGCUGUUAAGGUAGAAGACAAGGCCAAGUAUGAUGCUAUCUUUGACAGCCUGGUCCCAGUGAAUGGAUUGUUGUCAGGUGAUAAAGUGAAACCUGUUCUGCUAAACUCCAAACUACCAGUUGAUGUCUUGGGAAGGGUUUGGGAACUAAGUGACAUUGAUCAUGAUGGAAUGUUGGAUCGGGAUGAAUUUGCAGUUGCCAUGUUCUUGGUAUAUUGUGCUCUUGAGAAAGAACCUGUGCCAAUGUCCUUGCCUCCAGCAUUGGUGCCACCUUCCAAAAGGAAAAGUGUCAGUAUCCCAGGUGCAUUGCAGUUGUUGCCAUCUUCAACAUCCAGCAAAGACUCUCAUCAGUCCAUACCCCCUGUAGGCCCCUUGCCAUCCAAGACACCAUCAACGCAGUGGGUUGUCUCACCUACAGAAAUCAUAAAAUACAAUGAAAUUUUCCUAAAAACUGACAAAGACAUGGAUGGUUUUGUCUCUGGUGUGGAGGCUAGAGAAUUAUUCUUGAAGACAGGUCUACCAUCUGCCUUACUAGCACAUAUUUGGGCUCUCUGUGACACAAGGGACUGUGGCAAACUUUCCAAGGAACAGUUCGCUUUGGCCUUCCAUUUCAUCAAUCAGAAGCUGACAAAAGGCAUUGAUCCUCCUCAGGUGCUGACUGCAGAUAUGGUCCCUCCAUUGGAGCGAGCCACGCUACAAAAGAACAUGUUGGGACCAAGUCCUGUUGCAGACUUUUCUGCAAUCAAAGAACUAGAUACAUUGAGUAAUGAAAUCGUUGACCUACUGAGGGAAAAGAAAACUGUGGAGCAGGAUCUUAAAGAGAAAGAAGACACGAUCGAACGGAGGAAAAGUGAAGUCCAGGAUCUUCAGGAUGAAGUAAAGAGGGAGAACAAUAAUUUGCAGAAGCUGUUGGCUCAGAAAGAGGAAGCAGAAGAAAUCCUUAAUGGUCUUGAUGAGGAAAAAGCAAAGCUAGAAGAACAGCUUAACACCAUUCGUCAGAAAUGUGCUGAAGAGGCUGAUUUGAUUGCAUCACUAAAAGCAGAAAUAACUGAUCAAGAGUUCAAAAUCUCAAUAUGUAAAGAUGACUUGAAUAAAGCUCAAGAGGAGCUUAGCAGGCUACAGCAGGAAACAGCAGAGCUGGAGAAGUGUGUGGAGACAGGAAAACUGCAGCUGGGACCUCUUCAGCAGGAUCUCCAAGAUUCACAAGAAGAAAUUGCUUCAGUGCAAACGAAACUCUUUGAACUCAAAGAGUUGGAACACAGCCAGUUGAAUUGGGAAGCUCAGCCACCCAGCACACUACUUAAUGGGAAUGCAGAUCAUUGUAACCUCAGUAACAGCAGCAGCGAAACUGCUAACUUUAACGAAAAUGUUGAAAGAGAGUAUUCAGCUGAUGCCGAACAAAUAGAUCGUGACUCUCCUUCCCAGAACAGUCAGGAAAGAACAGAUGUAGAAGGAGGAGAAGAAGUGAAAGAGGCCUUGCCACCAGAUGUUACCAAAAAAGAAGAUCCUUUUGAUGAAGAUUCCCAGCAGCUUCCUGAACAGAUUGCAGAAUCUAAUUUAGACUUCUUUGAAUCUGACCCCUUUGUUGGAAGUGAUCCUUUCAAAGAUGAUCCAUUUGGAAAGAUUGAUCCUUUUGGCAGUGAUCCUUUCAAAGGCUCAGAUCCUUUUGCUGCUGACUGCUUUUUCAAGCAAUCGCCCGCAGAUCCCUUUGGAAGCGUUGACCCCUUCAAUACAACCACCAGCAGCAAUAAUUCAACAAUUGAACCAGUGAAGCAUAAUGAUCCUUUUGCCCCCGGAGGAACUGCUGUUACUAUAUCAAGUGACCCAGCCACAGAUCCCUUUGCCUCUCUGUUUGGAAAUGAAUCUUUCGGAAGUGGAUUUGCUGACUUCAGCACAUUGUCAAAGGCAAACAACGAUGAUCCCUUUAGUUCCUCGUCAGCCAUCUCUGUCAACAGUGUUGUCAUAACCAAAAAUGUGUUUGAGGAGCCUCCAGUCAAAACUGAAGAUGUUCCCCCUGCCUUGCCUCCCAAAGUUGGAACACCCACCAGACCUUGCCCUCCUCCACCUGGAAAAAGACCUAUCAACAAAUUGGAGUCUUCCGAUUCCUUUAAACUGAAUGAUCCUUUCCAGCCCUUCCCAGGCUGUGAUGUUCCCAAAGAACAGGAAGCCGACCCAUUUGCUCCCACUGGUGUGUGCAAAGAAAUGGACACCAGCAAUUUUGCUAAUUUCAGUGCUUACCCUACUGAAGAAGAUAUGAUUGAAUGGGCAAAAAGAGAAAGCGAGAGAGAGGAGAAAGAGCGACUUGCCAGAUUAAAACAACAAGAACAAGAAGACUUAGAACUAGCAAUUGCACUCAGUAAAUCUGAGAUUUCGGAAGCAUGAAAAUUUCCUCAACCAUUAAUCCCUUUCCCUGGAUCACUAAGCUAUAUGUAAAGCUAAUCAAAAGAUAGAUAUACACAGGGAAAUACAAAAAGGCUUUAAAUUCCUGCAAAUGUGAUUUUUGGGCAAUUUCUUUGCAAUUUGUUUCUCAUCUUCACUUGUCUGAUUACUCUUUAAUGUAACACACUCCCAUUUCUCUUUAUUUUGGAAACGUUCUUUGAUAUAAACAUCGCACCCAAAUAGUUUCUUUUAAAACAGAAAGAUAUCUUUCUACUUAAAGCUGAGAGUAAUAUGCCACAGCAAUCUGUUCUUGUAAGGUCUCCAAUGGCAAUUAUAUCUCAUGCCCUAAUCCCUCGGCAUUCAUAUAUAAUAUUGGAAAAAGUACAGGGGUGUGUGAUACAUGUAACACAUGAACUGUGUAACCAUGGUUUAUGCAGGUGGCUAGAUCAGGUGUUACUUAGCUUUCUUUUAAAAAUCAUUACGAGGCUUGAUUCCCUGUUGUUGUUUUUCUGAAGGGUUGUUUUUUUCCAGUUUAUAUAAUACUGAACUAUUUUUGUUCUCCCAGAUGGUUUUAGACUGCAAACAUGUUCACCCAAAAGCAAAGCUGGCCAUGUAGCUAACCAAACCAUAGUUUUACAUCCAUACACACCCCUUCCUGGCUUGGAAAUAUUCAGGUAGCCAAGCACUGCUGUAAUAAUCCAAUCUUCAUAGAUGUUGAAUCCUGUCGUAAUGUUCUACGGAAAUGAUGGCAAUUGUUAUUGGGCAUAUGGUGUGCUUUUUGUGCCUGUUGUUUUCCUUUAAUGAUGGUUCUGCUGCUUGCCUAAGUAACAAAUAAGAGUGUCUUGGGUUCCAUAUGCAAUAAGCAUCGUCUGAAACAUUCAACUGCCCAUUUGCCUAUCCAUUGGAUUUUAAAAAUACAAGACUCAGGAUUUUUCCUGGAGGUUCAGUAAGAUUAAGUGUUUGACCAAGCUUACUUACUGACAGAGUUUCGAAUGCCCCACUGCUAAUUGAGCCAGUUUCUUUCUGUGGAAAAUGCAACUGAACGGGCAUGUUGACAGCUGAGUUGGAUCUAGAGUAGCAAAUAUAUACUGCAUAAAGGCAUAGUUUACAACAGUCGGUUGUUGUUAUGUAUAAUUUAUUGAAUGCCAACUGAGAGUUGCACCUUAAACUGAGAUACCCUUUUAUUGUCACUGAGUCAAAGUCAGAUUGGAUAUUAAUUAAAGUUCCUUGUUUCCUAUUCCAGGAAUGGGAAUGUGUAGUCUGCUAGAUGCUGGAGUGCAGAUCCCAGCAACCCUACCCAGUAAUGCCAAUGGUGAGGAAUGCUGGGAGGUGCAGUCGAGCAGCACCUGGGGCACGGCACAAUUCCCAGUCCUGGUCUAUUCUGCACAAAAUCGUCUGUCCUGCAGAGUUUAUUCCAAGUGGUUCCUUUUCCAUCUUCAGUACCCUCACAGUUAGGCUAUAGUUUUACAAAACUGGUAGGCUUUUUACAAAACCUGUGGUAUUUGAGCCUGAAAUGCUUUUUAAAUGAUUUAUAUUGUUAUUAUUCAUAAUCAUCAGUGUCAGGCUGAAUUCUUUCCAGUUUUACCUGUGGAUGCUGCUGGAAGAGUCUUUUGAAAAAAGUUAAUUCUUCUCUGAAUUUUUCUGCAAAUUUUUUGAGACUUCUUCCAAGAGGCCUUUUUCCUUUUGCACUGGGAAAUAAGCAUUUGAAAACACCUAAUAAAAAAGUAACUUAGAAAACAUCUUGCAAAUAUUACUAUCAUAAUUUAUCUACAGAAACUUUGUAAUAACAUUAAUAGUGCAUAUUGUAUGUUUAACUGGACUACAUAGAUUUCUUAUUUUUUUUCUGUUAAAGGUAUACUCAGUGGACCAAUACAAUAUCAGUGUAUAUAUAAUAUAUAUAUUCAAGCUUUCCUGUAUAGGAUUGGAAGUUCUGAGUCACUUGAUGUUACAUUUCAUGUUACUGACUGAUUACAGAACCUUUACUCGAAGGCUUCCAAAUAAACCACUGCUGUGACAGCUUCCAUGGCAUUACUGUUAAACUUUUAAAUGGCUUUUAAGAGUUUGUUCAGGUGGAAUUAGCCUGUAUUUAUAGACCUUUGUUUUAAAAUUCUAAAAAAAUAGCCUGUAAUUAUGAAUAAAACAGUUUAAGUAUA
This is a messenger RNA of Anolis sagrei ordinatus, 5007 nucleotides long. It is a transcript of the gene EPS15, whose product is annotated as epidermal growth factor receptor pathway substrate 15. Gene Ontology annotation, molecular function: cadherin binding; calcium ion binding. Gene Ontology annotation, biological process: endocytosis; endosomal transport. NCBI's taxonomy places the organism in Eukaryota, Metazoa, Chordata, Lepidosauria, Squamata, Anolidae. Gene Ontology annotation, cellular component: plasma membrane; clathrin coat of coated pit; cytoplasm. The record is from RefSeq and is a predicted model, not a curated record.